This is a messenger RNA of Colletotrichum graminicola M1.001, 429 nucleotides long. RefSeq lists its product as uncharacterized. NCBI's taxonomy places the organism in Eukaryota, Fungi, Ascomycota, Sordariomycetes, Glomerellales, Glomerellaceae. The record is from RefSeq and is a predicted model, not a curated record. The coding region runs from base 1 to 429 and encodes 142 amino acids. The transcript has 2 exons.
AUGCGUCUCUUUCAGAACAUCACUGCCGGUUUCGCUGUUUUAGCCGUUGCAUUGGCUGCUGUAUCUGGCUCCCAGAUCGGGGCUGUAAACGGUUUAGAUUCCCGUCAAGACAAGUGCGGUACCAACGGCGUUGUUGACGGCCAAUGCGGCGAGGCAUUCGAGCAGAAGGACUGUACUGGUAGUCUUGUGAAGGUGAUCAAGCCUGACUGCUCUCAAGCUUGUAACAAAGUCACCGACAUAAGUGUUACUAGCCUUAGAGUCUCUGGUGACGGCAACGUCGCUAGCACAGUGACUUGCUACAUGUACUCAGACGAAAACUGCAAUGCCGAGGUUCGAAGGUCUGAUGCGGUAUCGCAAUCUUGGCAGAGGCAAUGCAUAACAGUAGAGGGCCAGACUGUUAAGAGUUGGAAAUGCCUUAAGGGCUGCUGA